Molecule: messenger RNA, 2934 nt
Organism: Dermatophagoides pteronyssinus (European house dust mite)
Lineage: Eukaryota; Metazoa; Arthropoda; Arachnida; Sarcoptiformes; Pyroglyphidae
Product: glucose-6-phosphate 1-dehydrogenase-like
Biological process (GO): pentose-phosphate shunt, oxidative branch; glucose metabolic process
Cellular component (GO): cytosol
Molecular function (GO): glucose-6-phosphate dehydrogenase activity; NADP binding
Source: RefSeq, a predicted model, not a curated record
AUGAUAAUCCGAACAACAACAACAACAACAGUGAUAAUGGUGAUAAAAUGAAACAAAAUCGUCAACGAUCAAGACAACGACGACGACAACCAUUACAUUAUGUAAUCGAUCCGGGUAGUCAAACCUACUAUCAAUGGCUAUUCAUUAUGUGCAUUUCAGUUAUUUAUAAUGUAAUUACAAUUAUUGGACGUUCAGUAUUUUGGCAAAUGCAAAAUAAUUUUCUUACAAUAUGGAUUAUUAUUGAUUAUUUAAUCGAUUUAGUUUAUUUAAUCGAUAUGUUUUUAAGUUCACGUACUGGUUAUUUAGAACAAGGUUUAUUAGUACGUGAUUUAAAUAAAUUAUUUGUAAAUUAUAUUAAAAGUUUUCGUUUUAAAUUGGAUAUAAUAUCAUUAUUACCAACGGAUUUAAUAUUUAUAAUGACUGGUACAUAUUGUGAACCGGAAAGAUUUUAUCCAUGUGCAGUUAUUGUACGUAUAAAUCGUUUAUUUCGUUUUUAUCGUCUCACUGAAUGUUUUGAACGUACUGAAACACGAACAAAUUUUCCACAUGCAUUUCGUAUUGGAAAAUUAAUAUUCUAUAUUUUAAUAUUAAUACAUUGGAAUGCAUGUAUUUAUUUUGCAAUAUCAUAUGUUAUUGGUUUUGAUACGGAUCGUUGGGUUUAUAAUCGUCGUUUAAUUGCAGCUGAUGGUACAAAUGAAACCGAUACAUUAAGACAUCAAUAUAUUUAUUGUUUUUAUUGGUCAACAUUAACAUUAACAACAAUCGGUGAAGUACCUAUACCUGAAACAGAUUUUGAAUAUACGUUUGUUGUUAUAAAUUUUUUAAUCGGUGUUUUAAUAUUUGCAACAAUCGUUGGUAAUGUUGGUUCAAUGAUAACAAAUAUGAAUGCAGCACGUGCUGAAUUUCAAUCACAAAUGGAUUCAGUUAAACAAUAUAUGAAAUUUCGUCAUGUAUCAAAAGAUUUAGAAAAUCGUGUUAUUAAAUGGUUUGAUUAUUUAUGGACAAAUAAACAAUCAUUAGAUGAAGAUUCAGUAACAGCAAUAUUACCAGAUAAAUUAAAAGCUGAAAUUGCUAUUAAUGUACAUUUACAAACAUUAAGACGUGUACAAUUAUUUCAAGAUUGUGAACCAGGACUUUUGGUUGAAUUAAUAUUAAAAUUACGAUUACAGGUAUUUUCACCGGGUGAUUAUAUUUGUCGUAAAGGUGAUGUUGGCAAGGAAAUGUAUAUUGUUAAAAAAGGUAAAUUAUCUGUGGUUGGUGAUGAUGGUCGUACUAUAUUCGCUACAUUAACUGAUGGUUCAGUAUUUGGUGAAUUAUCAAUAUUAAAUAUAAAAGGAAAUAAAACUGGUAAUCGUCGUACAGCUAAUGUACGUUCAGUUGGUGAUUUGGCAACCAAAAAAAUCUAUCCAACACUUUGGGCACUAUAUCGUGAUGAUUUAAUACCAUUAAAAACAGCCAUAGUUGGUUAUGCACGUUCAUCAAUGACCGUACAAAAAUUAUAUGAACAUAUUGGUCGUCAUAUAAAAUUAAGAGAUGAAGAAGAACGUGAAUUAUUUCAACAAUUUUUAUUACAUAAUUUUUAUGUACAAGGAAAAUAUGAUGAUGAUAAUGGAUUUUUAAAAUUAAUGAAACGUGUUUGUGAAUUAGAAGAUAAUGAUAAUGGUUUACAUGCUAAUCGUUUAUUCUAUUUAGCAUUACCACCAAAUAUUUUUCAAUCAACAACUAAAUUAAUUAAACAACAUUGUUGGAAUACCAAAGGAUGGAAACGUAUUAUAAUUGAAAAACCAUUCGGUUAUGAUUAUGAUUCAUCACAACAAUUAUCACGUCAUUUACAAUCAUUAUAUGAUGAAGAUGAAAUAUAUCGUAUUGAUCAUUAUUUAGGUAAAGAAAUGGUACAAAAUUUAAUGGUAUUACGUUUUGGUAAUCGUAUAUUUAGUCCAAUAUGGAAUCAUGAACAUAUAUCAAGUAUACAGAUUACAUUUAAAGAACCAUUUGGUACAAUGGGACGUGGUGGUUAUUUUGAUCGUUUUGGUAUUAUUCGUGAUGUAAUGCAAAAUCAUUUAUUACAGAUAUUAUGUUUAGUUGCAAUGGAAAAACCAGUAUCAACAAAUCCAGAAGAUAUACGUGAUGAAAAAGUUAAAGUUUUACGUGCAAUGCGUACAUUAACUGUUGAUGAUAUUGUAUUAGGACAAUAUAUUGGUAAUCCAAAAUUAGAUGGUGAAGGACGUUUAUCAUAUCGUGAUGAUCCAACAGUACCAAAUGAUUCAUUAACAGCAACAUUUGCAUUAGCAAAAUGUCAAAUUAAUAAUGAACGUUGGGAUGGUGUACCAUUUUUUUUACGUUGUGGUAAAGCAUUGAAUGAAAGAAAAGCUGAAAUACGUAUACAAUUUCGUGAUGUACCGGGUAAUAUAUUUCAUGGUGAAUGUACACGUAAUGAAUUAGUUAUACGUAUACAACCAAAUGAAGCUGUUUAUAUUAAAUUUAUGACCAAAGAACCUGGAAUGACAUUUCGUUUAUCUGAAACUGAAUUAGAUUUAACUUAUCAAAAUCGUUAUAAAGAUUCACGUUUACCUGAUGCAUAUGAACGAUUAUUAAUGGAUGUAUUUGCCGGUUCACAAAUGCAUUUUGUUCGUUCGGAUGAAUUAUCUGAAGCAUGGCGUAUAUUUACACCAUUAUUACAUGAAAUUGAUGAGAAAAAAAUCGUACCGGCACCAUAUUAUUAUGGUUCACGUGGUUGUAAACAAGCGGAUGAUUUUUGUGUUGCAAAUGGUUAUCGUUUUUAUGGUACUUAUAUUUGGCCACAAGCAUCAAAAACGGUAAAAAAUCAAUCGGAUGAUAUUGAUUCGAAUCCAAAAUAUUAAUAAUAACCUCUUCAUUUAUUUUAAUUACCGAAAAAAAAAUUCAAACGUUUAAUUAAUUAAUUUUAAUUCUCUU